This is a messenger RNA of Pseudonaja textilis, 1170 nucleotides long. It is a transcript of the gene MYL4, whose product is annotated as myosin light chain 4. The record is from RefSeq and is a predicted model, not a curated record. Gene Ontology annotation, molecular function: calcium ion binding. Gene Ontology annotation, cellular component: myosin II complex. NCBI's taxonomy places the organism in Eukaryota, Metazoa, Chordata, Lepidosauria, Squamata, Elapidae.
ACGCUACUUUUUUGGAGUCCUUUCCUUUUAUAGUAAACAGUUGUCUUUGCACUUUACCCACCCCUCAUGUAUGAGACCCACAGCUGAAUAUAUAAGCCGUGGAUGAAAGUAUUGCCUUUGUUCCCUGAAGCCCUUAAGGUUAUUUUUCAACCAAGCACUUUGGCAAGAAAUCCAGACUCAUGCCUCCUAAAAAGCCUGACCCCAAGAAAGAAGCCCCCAAAGCAGCUCCGGCUCCGGCUCCAGCUCCAGCUCCAGCUCCAGAACCACCUAAAGAACCUACCUUUGAUCCCAAAAGUGUGACAAUUGAAUUCAGUGCUGAUCAGAUUGAAGAGUUCAAAGAAGCAUUCAUGCUCUUUGACAGGACCCCAACUGGAGAAAUGAAAAUCACAUACAGCCAGUGUGGAGACGUCAUGCGAGCCCUGGGACAGAACCCAACCAAUGCAGAAGUCUUGAAAGUGCUAGGGAAACCAAAGACAGAAGAAAUGAACACAAAGAUGCUGGAUUUUGAGACUUUUCUCCCAAUGUUACAACACAUUGCCCGAUCCAAGGACCAAGGGACUUUUGAGGACUUUGUGGAAGGAUUGCGUGUUUUUGACAAGGAAGGAAAUGGCACUGUCAUGGGAGCUGAACUGCGUCAUGUCCUUGCCACUUUAGGCGAGAAGAUGACAGAGAGUGAAGUAGAACAAUUGAUGGCUGGACAAGAAGAUGCCAAUGGCUGCAUCAACUAUGAAGCUUUUGUCAAGCAUAUCAUGUCUGGCUGAAGCUAGAAUCUUUAAAAUUCUUCAGAUGAGUAAAAAACUGAUUCGGCAGAAAUUUCCUCAUACAAUUUCCCCCUUAAAAUUCUGUAGGAGAUGAAUCUACCACAAGCCACAUUAAAGGGACUGCCCAUUAUAAUAACAAAACCACUGCAUUAAACACCUCUGCAUCAAUUUCAAAUUUUAUUUUUUUAAUCGUUUCUUCUUUUUGUUGUAUCUGGUACAUUUAAAUUAAAAUAUCAAUAUUUGUGCAGGAUGCACUAAUUAUUAUUUGGUUUUAAAAAGUCAAACGGGAAAAUAGUGUACAUAUGUGAUGGCUCAUAAUGUUUUUACUACUGGUUAUUUUGAAUGGGACAUCAGAUUAGAGAAUGUUGCUAUAUGAAAAAAUAAAGAUUUGUUUGUUUCUAUCUUUCAA